CUUAGCACUCCAACGUACACACAACAACAACAAUGGCAUCCAUGACAUCGUUGAGCUCCUCCGUCCUCAAGCAAUAUGCUUUCUUUCGUAUGAUGACCCCUACGCCACUUCGGGAAACAAACCUUUCAUUCACCUACAGCCCUAAGAUUCAUCAAUCUCUCUCUUUAAGCACUGCAACAAACAACAAAAAAAACAUAACAACAGUGGCAGCUAGCCCGCCAAAAAAGGAGAUAUUUCACCAGUUCGAGUUCUUUGUUGUCUACACAGACGGAACCGUGGAGGUCCUCCGUCCUCCACCAGCAUUCGUUCCUCCCUUCGAGCUCCACAUCAAGGAUGCCGAAAUCACCACCACCAACCCUCGCCUCAUCGCUCGCCUUUUCCUCCCAAAAAACCCUGACAACAAAAAACUCCCCGUCGUCCUCUACUUCCAUGGGAGUGGCUUCUGCUCCAGGUCCGCCCUCUCUCCAGAAUAUACUAACCAUCUCGCCGACAUCGCCAAUCAAUCCAACGUCCUCGCUGUCUCCGUAGAGUACUCCAAGUUCCCGGCCCGACCACCACCUGCUUGCUACGAAGAGGCCUUGAGCUCCCUCGGUUGGAUCGCGUUGCACGCAAACGGGGCCGGGCCAGAGCCUUGGCUAAACGACUACGCCGACCUGCAGCGUGUUUUCGUCGCGGGAAACAGUGCCGGCGGUAACAUCACCCAUUACGUGGUCAGCAAAGUGGGAAAAACAGAACCACCGAAUGGUAUAAAUGUGGAGGGUGCGAUUAUGGUGCACCCUUUCUUUGGUGGAUUAGGGGAAGAUAGGCAAUGGCUGUAUAUGUGCAAGGAUAAUAAGGGGCCAGAGGAUCCAAGGCUGAAACCGGCGGUGGAAGAUUUAGAUACACUUGGGUGUAGGAGGGUUUUGGUGUGUGUGGCGGAGACUGAUCCGUUGAGACCUGCUGGAGAGAACUACUUUAGGGAUCUGAAGAAUAGUAGUUGGGGUGGGCGUGUUGAGCUGGAACUGAAUAAGGGUAUUGGACAUUCCGAUCAAGUUUAUAAGCCAUAUGACGAAAACUCUCGUCUCGUCGUGCCAAGGAUUGCUACUUUCAUUAAGCAACAAUGAAUCUGUUAUCUAUUCUGAUCUGAUCUUGCGUGAGAAAUGAACUUUUGUUGUUUUAGAUAUUGAUAUUUAUAAUAAGUGAGUGUAGGACUCACUCAAAAUGCAUAAACUAAAGAUUCACAAUCGCCGAGAUGCAUGCAUGCAUGCCUCCUUAUUAAUAUUGUUUACUGAAGUGUAUCCAUAUGUCCGAGAAUUUCUAGGUGUUUGCUAUGGUACUUAAAA
Molecule: messenger RNA, 1322 nt
Organism: Arachis stenosperma
Lineage: Eukaryota; Viridiplantae; Streptophyta; Magnoliopsida; Fabales; Fabaceae
Product: probable carboxylesterase 1
Exons: 1
Coding region: 33-1103 (356 amino acids)
Molecular function (GO): hydrolase activity
Source: RefSeq, a predicted model, not a curated record